CGUGCGAAAAAUUCUACCAUCAAACCGAUCACAUGACAUGCUGCGUGUCCAACCAUGUUACACGCUGCAGUAAUGAACUGGACGUCAGUCGGUCUGCCGUUGUCGAACUGAAGCGCAGAGUCGAAACAAGCAGGGAAGACCACGACGUCGCGACUCAGACCAAUCGACGGCUCCAAAUCGAACUGGCUAGCAAACUGCCUUUCAUCGAGAACAAGAUGGUCGAGUUGGAGGCUCAGCAGAGACUGAUGCAACACAAGACGAUACAGGCAUGCUAUCAGUCCGUCGACAACGUGCAGAAAGAAUGCCGAGAAAAGGUCAAAGGCAUGGAGCAACACCUAAGACUCCUGACGAAAAAACUUACAGACUUUGAAGAUAUUGUGUGGAAGCAAAGCACGAGAAUUCAACAGUUGGAGGGGAUGCUGUCUCACUGUCAAACUCUUCGAUCGAGUCGCUUCAUCGAUCAGGUCGAGGCUCAAGAACGAGUGACGGCCACGCACAACGCCAGACUAUCGGAGCAAGGACUGAGAUUGGAUCUGCUCGAUUGCAAAAACACCAACGGCGUCCUGCUGUGGAAGAUCACCGACGUGAAACGACGGAGGAGAGACGCCGUGAUGGGCAAAACGUCGUCGAUUUACUCUCAGCCGUUCUAUACGUCUACGAAUGGAUACAAAUUGUGUGCUCGAAUGUACCUUAAUGGUGACGGAAUGGGACGAGGCACGCAUCUCUCACUUUUUGUUGUCGUAAUGAGAGGAGAGUACGAUGUCUUGCUUGAGUGGCCGUUCCAACAUAAGAUCACUUUGAUUCUUAUUGAUCAAAACAGCAGGAGACAAAUAUGCGACGCGUUUCGACCCGACCCGACGUCGUCGUCCUUUCAAAGACCGAGAAGUGACAUGAACGUCGCCAGUGGGUGUCCUUUGUUUUGUCCACUGACGACACUCGACAGUGGAGGCUACAUCAGAGAAGACGCCAUGUUUGUCAAGAUUGUCGUUGACUGUUCAAAUGUGAUUCGCCCAGAGGCAGGAUAAGAGUUUUCUAGACUAAGACAGUCACCUUAUUGGUGUCUAAUUUCAAGCUUAAUUAACUUAAUUAAUAGAAAAUUUAAUAAAGUCUGCUUUCAUUAAAUAAAACAAAAUUGAAGCUAACAUGGU
This is a messenger RNA of Corticium candelabrum, 1148 nucleotides long. RefSeq names its product TNF receptor-associated factor 3-like. Gene Ontology annotation, molecular function: protein binding. The transcript has a single exon. The record is from RefSeq and is a predicted model, not a curated record. NCBI's taxonomy places the organism in Eukaryota, Metazoa, Porifera, Homoscleromorpha, Homosclerophorida, Plakinidae. The coding region runs from base 33 to 1025 and encodes 330 amino acids. Gene Ontology annotation, biological process: protein K63-linked ubiquitination; tumor necrosis factor-mediated signaling pathway.